This is a messenger RNA of Hibiscus syriacus, 624 nucleotides long. Its product is annotated as universal stress protein Slr1101-like. The transcript has 4 exons. NCBI's taxonomy places the organism in Eukaryota, Viridiplantae, Streptophyta, Magnoliopsida, Malvales, Malvaceae. The record is from RefSeq and is a predicted model, not a curated record. The coding region runs from base 27 to 512 and encodes 161 amino acids.
AAUUCCAAAGACACAAUCGAACAUCAAUGGCGACGUCGGAGAAGCAAGCCAUAGUGGUCGGAAUCGACGAUAGCGAGCACAGUAUGUACGCGUUGGAAUGGACGCUCGAUCACUUCUUCGCUCCUUUGGUUUCAAAUCCUCCAUUCAAGCUCUUCAUCGUUCAUGCCAAGCCUACUGCUGCUGCUUCUAUUGGUCUGGCCGGACCUGGAGCUGCUGAUGUAUGGCCGUACGUGGAUGCUGAUUUGAAGAAGAUCGCCGCCAGGGUUGUGGACAAGGCCAAGGAACUCUGCCUUGCUAAAUCGGUGCAUGAUGCGGUGGUUGAAGUGGUGGAAGGUGAUGCCAGGAAUGUUCUUUGUGAGGCUGUAGAGAAACACCAUGCCUCGGUGCUGGCCGUCGGCAGCCAUGGUUAUGGAGCUAUAAAGAGGGCUUUUCUUGGCAGUGUGAGUGAUUAUUGUGCACAUCAUGCUCACUGCUCUGUGAUGAUCGUUAAGAGGCCAAAGACCAAACAUUAGUCCCUGGAAAAGGCCAAUAAUCAUCGAUGUUGAACACUGGACUGUAAUACCAAUAAUGCCUGAUUAUUGAAUAUUGGUGUGAAUCAUCACAUUUUAUAUUUGUUUUUUGUAA